Bursaphelenchus xylophilus (pine wood nematode) is the source of this 7185-nucleotide messenger RNA. Lineage: Eukaryota; Metazoa; Nematoda; Chromadorea; Rhabditida; Aphelenchoididae. The record is from the annotation of a GenBank genome assembly.
AUGCAAAUAUUCUCUGAGAGUUUGCUGAAAAGCCAACCGACCCGCAACGAGCCGGGACCAUCUACCUCCUCAGCUUUACAAUCAGAGAACAACAGCGCACAAUGCAACGGGAAGGGCACUCCGAAGUCCGCAGAGACUCCAAGGUUGUUCAAGAAGAAGAAAAAUGGUGAAGUAAGUGGAUUUUUGUUGUGUUGCUUCCGAUUUUAGGGUGAAUACGAGGUGGGGAUGAUGUGAGAAAGGUCUGGGAUUAAGAGACCUUGAAGUAGUUAGCUUUUGGAUCUUCUGUUUGGCAUCUGUCUAGAGAAAUAUCAAUUUUGUCAAAAAUUUAGUCUCACCAUUCCAAGAGGUCGGGGAAAUCAACAUUUCUUUUCGUCGUAUAAUAUGAUGAUGCAUAUUGGAAGGUGUUUUAGCCUAGUAGACCCUAGAUUUUUACCACUCAACUUUAUUUUGGGUAUCUAAAUGCAAAAUGUUUGAUAAUGGAGCUCAAAAUCUUCUCCUUUAGGUGUUCUCCAAGAGUGCUUCCCUCUCAACUUCAUCUAAGGCGCCGGAAUAUAUUACACUAGGUGAUUCACCGGUUAAAAACCAGAAAAAUGGUGAGAAACCGCUAAAUGGAACCAAGAAACGGAAGCUCCCGGAGACCGCUGGCGACAGAGUUCCCACUUGUUCUACAAACUGCACUCCAAGCACAUCCACAGCAAUCUCGACCUCAUUUUUAUCAAGUAGUAUGCCCAACAACACGUCCAGCCAGUCUACAGUUUCCCAUUCGCAAAGUUCUUCCAAACGCGUCGACGUCUCUCAGGACCCGGAAGGCUCAAUUUUGUCGCCGAUGGAGGCAACUCAGGGCAUGCUGAAGAUGGUCCAUGGGAUUUCCGUGGCGCGCGAGGUGCCCGUUCGGCCGGCCUUCCCCGUCUUCCGAAGCCGCUUCGACACCGAUGUGACACCGAUUUCGCCAAACGGUAGGAAGCUGGGUAUGUUAGGUAGAUCAGAGUAAAUGUCGUGAGCACUUGUGGUAGUGGAAAAGCACGGAAGUUAUAUUGCACAUGACAUCAGGUCAAGCUCGUUUUAUUUUGUGCUUUAAACAUGAUUCAAGGUUAAUUUUUGAGCAUAAAAGAAUAGAUUAUUGAUUUGUAAAGGCUUUUUCUUGUUUUUCUAAAAGAAAUUUGCGGAAAAUUGAAGAGGAUGAUGCAAUUAUAUUGUACAUGACAUCAUGCCUAAAAGCUCUUAAUUUUUUCUCCGCAAAUGGUCGGAAUUGAUAAAAAAUUUUUAUAAAAACGUAUAGUAAAUUUAUAUUUUUUGUCACAGUGAGUGAUGUUUCCCACCUGCACAUACCCAAAACAAAGUUGUUGAACUUUUUAGCAGCUGAAGCCGCGAAACGCGCGGGCGCCUCGAUCCGAGUACGCCUCGACGAUCUGAAUCCAGCCUCGAAAAUCUCACUGUUUGAUAAUGAGAAUGAAAAUAAGUUGCCACUGAGUGUGACCGACGAAAAACGGGACAAAAAAGGGUUGGCCAAGGACCCGAAAACCGGGCUGACAAUGGAAACGGUGAAGCGACGGGAUCUGUGCCAAAGGUUCGAAAAAAUGCUCAAUUCCGAAAUGGGAUUUACAUAUCGGGUUAAUCAGGUGAGGACAGGAAUUUUUGGGGGAUUGUAAUGAAAAAAAAUUAAACGUUUGAACUUGGCCACAAAUUUUUUUAGGCUAUGCAUAGCUAUGGAAGAAAUUUGCUGUAUUGUGGGUUAGCCGAACUUGGAAGAUUUCUUGACCAAUAACUCAAAGAAAAGAUUGACUAUGAUUUACAAAAAUUGCAAAUUUUGGACCGUAAGAGAUUAUUUUUGGAAGUGUUUGUUACUAAAACGCUGUCUGAAAAAAGUUGGGAUAGCGUUUUAGUGAUAAGCGGACUUGCUUCCAAAAAUGGAUCUCUUGGAGGCCGAAAUCUACAAUUUUUGUAAAUCUUAGUCUGCUUUUUCUUCGAGUUUUUGAUCAAGACAUCUUCCAAGUUCGACUAACUCACCGUACAACAAAUCUAUGGCCAAAAUUUUUUUGUGACCAUGGUCAAAAUUUUUGGCCGGGCUGUGAAAACACCUUUAUUUUUUGCCUAAAAAUGAAUGGUAAAAGCUGAACUUGUCGUUAAAUGUGGUAAUUUUCUGGCUUCAGCUACCUCAACUGACCAAUAUCCAAUUGGCCGGCCUUAUGCGAAGAAGUCGCAAUCGGAAUGAAUUUUCGGAAAUGUCCGAUGAAGUUUGGUGUCAAGUGUUCGAGGAGAAACGACGAUACGAAGACAGAUCACACGAAUAUGACAAUGUGAUGACCAGAGAUUUUGUCAAGAAACUGCAGGUCAUGCAAGUGGAUGAUCGAAGCGAAAAAACUGACUCGGAGCCAGAGCUGGAGGAGGAAGAAUUUGAUGAAGAAGACGGAUUCCCGGUGUUUGAAGAGAUCCAGAAUGUGGAAGAGGAAACGUAAGGACUUGGAGAGGAGUUUUAGGGAAGAUAAGAAAAGAUUUUUGAGAUUUCAGGACAAAAAUUAUAUUAUCUAUGAUGAAAAUUUUGAAAAAGUUUUAAUUUUUUUGAUGGUGGUGGUGUAUAGAGGGCAUAAAAGGUCCAAUUAGAAGGUUUUAGUGCUAUUUGAGUCGUUUUGUUAUAAAAUUUAUAGUUUUUGGCAUAAAAAUUAUAUUAUCCAUGGCAAAAAUCUGAUGGAAAAAGUGGAUUUGUGAAUUUUGUAAAUUGAUCGUUUUCAGAAAAGGGUCUCAUGAGAUGCUGACGAACAUGUAUCGCUACUUUGAGACUCGUCGACACCUCCUGGAGGAAGAGAAAUGGCUUCAAAUUCAGAUCAAGAAGAUGACCGAAAAACAUGAACUGCUCAAAGCUUCAGGAAUUUUGGUAUGUUAUUUUUUGCUUAUUUUUAUGUCUUUAGAAUCAAGAGCCUCACUUGGUGUUUGGACGUCCGGCCAUAACACUGGACCCGUCGGAACGCUGCGCACGAUGUUUACCUCUGGUCGCGUACAAAAAACGGCCAAUAAUUCGAAUGCCAGCGAGCAAAGAUGAUGAACAUAACAUCAAGACCAUGAAUAAUUAUAGUAAGCAAGGGUUGGACAGCGUUUUGUAUUGUUUUGAGGCAGUUUUAGAGAAGAUUUUGCGGAUUUUGGACUGGUGUCUAGUGUAAUAUAAAAAUUUGCAUUUUUUAUAUGUUUUUCGCUUUUAGCCGAUAUCAACUGCGACCUCGUGGAAGAACACCUCCAAAAACUGUCGAAUGGACUCGAACACGAACCUACAGGGUAUGUUUUUGUUUGAUUUUUUGUUGAUUUUUAGAUUCACAUUGCCCUUCGAAGACACCCGAAGACAAAAACCGAGGAGGCUGGGCGUAAAAACGGAUGAAAAAGUGCUCGCCAGAGCUCGCGAACGAUACCACGCUAAGCGAGCACUGUUCAGGUUGACGGGCGAGACGAAGAAAACGGUGGGAAGACCAAGAAAGCCGCAUGAGUACAAAGCUCUGAAGAGUCCAAAGCCCUCUCCAAUGGUACUGAAGAAGAAAAUGAGUCAAGUGGAGAGGAAGGAGGAAGGCCCCAAGAAGCUGAGCAUGCUCAUGAAUCCGGUCUUGGCAUUGGUGAGGAGAUUUGACAUGAUUUAUAUUAUCCAUGAGGACCUGAAGGAAUUUUGAAAAUUUUGAAGGGAUAUAGUGAUUUUACUGGGCAUUUAGUGGGUAAAACAGAUGAAUAGAGCAUUUGAAAGGCCGUGGCUAAAAUAAUAUGCAUUAAUUUUAUUGAAAAAUUGGAAAAUUUAUAUUAUCCAUGAAGAGUUGGUGGGACAAUAAAAAUUAUGUUGAUCUAGGCGAUUAAGAAUAAAAUAUAUAGAUGAAAUUGCCGUAUAAACCCAUACGAAGGUAGAUAAAUGAAUUUGCGCUUUGAAUUUUUAACUUUUUAUGUCAGGUCUAGGGCGCAGCUCGCCGAAAAUGAUUUUACGAAAUUCGAUUUUUUCGUGGCAAUUUUGAGCUUUUUGCGGUUGGAAUCGACCGGUUUUUGCGAUUUUUUGAUGAAGAGAAUUGAUUGGGAACGGAUUCAACGGGCUUAUGUGAGUUUCUGGGACCAACUGCCAUGGAUAAUAUAAUCAAAUUUUUUUUGUCGCGAUUUUUUAUUUUGAUCUAAUUUUUGGACAGUAUAUUGUUUAUGUUUUCAGGAGAUUGAGCGUGAAACCCGACAGUUAGAGGAGAAAUUGAGCCGCGUCAGCCAUAAUUACAACUAUCAGGAGAUCACAAUCCCCUCAUUCCGCCCGUUCGACGAGAAGAAUGAGCUGGAAAAGCUGAAUGAGCGCUCCUCACGCCGAAGCUCCAUCGAUGAAAAGGCCCUGAAUGUGGAAAAGGAAGAGGAAAUUGAACCGAAUGAGGCCCUGUGGUUCGCAAAAAUUCAUCAUUUGAUCGAAUAUCCAAGGCUCUCCGAGACGGAAAUCAAACGAAGAAAGAAGGAUAAAGUCACACUUGUCCCGGAACAUAGGUAAGAAUUGGAUUGGAGAGGGUUGGAAUGAUUUUUUGAAGGUUUGAAAGUUUUUGGCAUGUGUAAUAUAAUGAAGUGGGAAAAUUGCCCAAAAGCUUGUUGAUUAAUGGUUUAUUGGUUGAGAUAUUGGUUUAUUAGAGGAUUUUUGGCUAGUUGGGAGGUGGUGGCGGUGGUUUGAACCAAAAAUUUGAAAGUUUUGUCAUGGAUAAUAUAAUGAAAGUGGGAAUUGGCAUAAGAAUUGGUCAGCUUUAGAUGAAUUGUGAUGUGAAUUGAGGAGGAAAGGGUUUUUUGAAGCCUUUGGACGUUAAAAUCGGGGUUUUUAGGUGUUUCUUUGAGAUUUUUUGUCAUGUGUAAUAUAAUAAAUUUUUUGUUGAGGUAAAUUUAGUAGUAUGGAUAUUUUUAGAGGCGUAAUGAGGUCAGAAAUGUGUUUAAAAUUAGGUUUGGAGCUUGCUAUUUGAGAUUUUUUGUCAUGUGUAAUAUAAUAAAAUCUUAUGUAGGGGUGAAUUUGGUAUCAUAGAUGGUGAUUGAGGUGUAAUAAGGUCAGAAAUGCAUUUUAAAGUCAGGUUUGGAACUUGUCAUUUUAGAUUUUUUGUCAUGUGUAAUAUAAUAAAAUCUUUUAUGAAGGUAAAUUCAGUUGUUUUGAUGAUGGUUUAGGUAUAAUAAGGCCAGAAAUGUAUUUAAAAUUAGGUUUGGAACUUGUUAUUUGAGAUUGUUUUGGGGGUUUUGACUAUUUUUUCUACGAAUUUUUAAUCAUUUUUUUUUGUUUCAGGCCGUUUAUUCCCGAACUGUACGCCCACGAGAACCCCCUGAGCCAUUGCCUGAAGGUGUCGGUGAACAAUGUUGACCCCGCCCCCUUCCCGGCCCGCUUUCCACCAGCUUUGCGGGUCGAAAAUUGCACCGUCGUCCACGAAGAGCCGGUCAUUGUGGACCUGAACAAACAAGAACGAAGCCGCAAGUCGCUGAGGGCCAUCCGAAAGGACGGCCGAAGCCGCUCGAACUCGGUCAUGGACGAGGAUUCGCGAAGCCGCAGCUUCUUCGCCGACAAGGACGAACUCCACAUCGACAUGAAUCUGAUCCACUCCCUCUCCAACUCCCCUCUAAUGACCCCCAAUACCGAAUCUAAUACGUAAGCGCUAUUUUUGAUAAUAAUUUGUUGCUUUAUGUAAAUAAAUGUCUGUUGUUGUCCGAAUUUUUUGUUUUAACUUGUGUUUGGUGUGGAAAUAACCUUUGUUUUUAUGCUUUUUGUUGGCUAAUUUACUAACAUGUUUGGUUGAGUCUGUUCUUGUCUGGAAGGGUUGAAAUUUGAAGAUUUAGGGGGUGAAAAUGAGAUUUUUUGGAGGUUUGGGGGUCUAUGUCAUGUGUAAUAUAAAAAUGUGUGAAAAGAUUAGUUUUCGAGUUUUUUGAUAAUAAUUUUUGAUGGUUUAUCCAAGGACAUGGUUGAUUGAGUCUGUUCUUGUCUGGAAGAGUUGAGAUUUGAAGAUUUAGAGGGUGAAAUGAGAUUUUUUGGAGGUUAGAGGUUGUAUGUCAUGUGUAAUAUUAAAAUGUAUGAAAAGAUUUGUUUUCGAUUUUUUUGAUAAUAUUUUUUGAUGGUUUAUCCAAGGACAUGGUUGAUUGAGUCUGUUCUUGCCUGGACGAGUUGAAAUUUGAAGAUUAAGAGGUCGAAAAUGAGAUUUUUUGGAAGUUUAGGUGGCGUAUGUCAUGGAGAAUAUAAAAGUUGGUGAAAAGAUUGGUUUUUGAAAUUUUUUUUGACGGUUUACCUACGGAUAUGUUUGUUCGAUUCUAUUCAGCGUUUGCUACUUGAAGUGUUUGGAUUAAGUCGUUGAAAAUGAGAUUUUUUGGAUGUUUAGCGGACAUAUGUCAUGGAUAAUAUAGAAAAUGCGGUUUCUUGCUUUUAUUAGCAGUUUGUUGAUGGAUCAAUGUGUUAACAUGCUUUCUAGAGUCUAUUCCGGUCUUGAGAUAGUGUAAUUGGAUGAUUGAGUCUUUAAAAAACGAGAUUUUUGGAAUUUCGGGGCCAACUGUCAUGGAGAAGUUAGAAAAGUUGUAGAGUUUGAGUUUUUUUUAGGGUUUCGCUUGCGAUUUAGAUUCUGUAGAUCUUCUAAAUAGUUAGGAUGGGAAAUUUGGCGAAUUUAUUCGACUUCUGAGCUCGAUAUUACACAUGGGAAAAUUUUUUGGAUUUUUGGAUUUUUUUAAAAUUUUUUUGCAGAAUUGUCUCAGAUUUUCUUCUAAAUGUCCUAAAACUGAUUUCGAAGAAAUUUUAGCUCUUAUUUCCUCUUUAUUUUUGUUAAAAUCAAUAUUUUUCGUCCAAUUCCCCCUAAAAUUGGUUGUUUUAGGCCGUCUCCGUUGGAUAUGAGUGCGCUGCAUGCGUUGAUGGAGAGCCGUCGACGGAACACGAUCCCUUCUACAGCGCAAUGCACAUUUCCGGCGGCGCAGCGGUCCAGUCGUCUGACGUCGGACCCUUUCAUGAGCUCCGAGCCCAACAUUUCCUCGGAUUUGGGGCAAAAAUCGGAAAAAUCCGCCAAAUCCCCCAAAAUUUUCGAGAAAUCCGCCCUGAAAUCGGUAGAAAAAUUGGAUGCGGAGGAGGAGAAGUGCGGUUUGCACGGCUGUCCGUCCGAUCCGAACCUCGAAGUGGACAUGUUCAAGGUGCCCAUCACUCCGGAGCAAGCGCUACCUCAUCCCCCACGACCUCUCCCCCAGCCUCCUAUUUGA